CAAAGACCUGCAGUUCCCGUUUUCGCCAGCUCUCCUGGCUGAGAUUGGAACAGCCAGCGAUGAAACGAGCACGACGAGUGGGAUCAUACGAGCCUCCGCCCAGCAAGCUGCGGAAAGCAGGAAUUCCACAUAAACAACGGCUGAAGACAUGACGGAUAAUAUCGCUUUACAGCCCGUCAGACACAAAAAGAGACACGAAAACAAACACAGAAACAGUUGCUGCCCCUGGUCGCGAUGUUGUGGGAUGGGGGAUUUCAAACCUCGGACAGUCUGGCUGGGUCAUCCAGAGAAAAGAGACCAGAGAUACCCUCGCAAUGUCAUCAACAAUCAGAAAUACAACUUCUUCACAUUCCUCCCUGGGGUAUUGUUCAAUCAGUUCAAGUACUUCUUUAACCUGUACUUCCUCCUACUGGCCUGCUCCCAGUUUGUUCCUGAAUUGAGACUGGGAGCUCUCUAUACGUACUGGGUUCCUCUGGGCUUUGUGCUGAUCAUCACAAUCGGGCGUGAGGCAGUGGAGGAGAUCCGAUGUUUAAUCAGGGACAAGGAAGUAAACUCCCAGAUCUACAGCAAGCUUUCUACAAGAGGCACUGUGAAGGUCAAGAGCAGCGGUAUUCAAGUUGGAGAUCUGAUUAUUGUAGAAAAGAAUCAACGAGUUCCUGCUGAUAUGAUCUUUCUGAGGACGUCGGAAAGAAAUGGGUCUUGUUUCUUACGCACGGAUCAGCUGGACGGUGAGACUGACUGGAAGCUGAGGUUACCGGUGGCUUGCACUCAAAGGCUACCCACAGCAGCUGACCUUCUCCAGAUCCGCUCAUAUGUUUAUGCAGAGGAGCCAAAUCUCGACAUUCACAAUUUCAUUGGGACCUUCACCAGAGAGGAUGGAGACCCUCCAGUGAAUGAGAGUCUCAGUAUUGAGAACGCCCUGUGGGCCAGCACGGUGAUUGCCUCUGGUACGGUUGUGGGAGUGGUCAUUUACACAGGCAAGGAGCUGCGUAGUGUGAUGAACACGUCAAACCCCAGAAACAAGAUUGGCCUGUUUGACCUGGAAGUGAACUGCUUGACGAAGAUCCUGUUUGGCGCGCUGGUGGUGGUCUCUCUGGUCAUGGUGGCCCUGCAGCACUUCGCGGGACGUUGGUACCUCCAGAUCCUUCGCUUCAUUCUCCUCUUCUCAAACAUUGUUCCCAUCAGUUUACGAGUGAACCUGGACAUGGGAAAGAUGGUCUACAGCUGGAUGAUCCGUCGGGAUUCCAAGAUUCCUGGGACUGUGGUGAAAGCCAGCACCAUUCCUGAGCAGCUGGGGAGGAUCUCCUAUCUCCUGACAGAUAAAACAGGGACCCUCACUCAGAACGAGAUGGUGUUUAGACGUCUCCACCUGGGGACUGUGGCGUAUGGAAUGGAUUCAAUGGACGAAGUGCAAAGCCAUGUUUUCAGUGCGUACACACAGCCUUCGCAUGAUCUGCCAGCUUCCAGAGCCCCGGCAGCUACGAAAGUGCGGAAAAGCAUCAGCAGUCGGGUUCACGACGCGGUGAAAGCCAUCGCCCUGUGCCACAACGUCACCCCUGUGUACGAGUCCAACGGUGUCACUGACCAGGCUGAAGCAGAGCAGCACUAUGAAGAUGCCUGCAGGGUCUACCAGGCCUCCAGCCCAGACGAGGUGGCCCUGGUACAGUGGACUGAGAGUGUGGGUCUAACACUUGUAGGCCGGGAUCAGGCCUCCAUGCAGCUGAGAACCCCCGGUGGCCAGAUUUUGAAUUUCACCAUCCUGCAGAUUUUCCCCUUCACCUAUGAAAGCAGACGCAUGGGAGUUAUUGUCAGGGAUGAUUCCAGCGGAGAGAUCUCUUUUUACAUGAAGGGGGCUGACGUUGUCAUGGCUGGCAUUGUUCAGUACAACGACUGGCUGGAAGAGGAGUGCGGCAACAUGGCGAGAGAAGGACUCCGAGUUUUGGUGGUGGCGAAGAAAUCGCUAUCUGAAGAGCAGUAUCAGGAUUUUGAGGCCCGGUAUGUUCAGGCCAAGCUGAGUGUGCACGACCGCUCUCUGAAGGUUGCCACGGUGAUCGAGAGCCUGGAGAUGGAGAUGGAGCUGCUGUGUCUGACUGGGGUGGAGGACCAGCUACAGACAGACGUGAGACCCACCCUGGAGAUCCUGCGCAACGCUGGCAUCAAGGUAUGGAUGCUGACAGGGGACAAACUUGAAACGGCAACCUGUACUGCAAAGAAUGCACAUCUCGUUACCAGGACCCAAGAUAUUCAUCUAUUCAGACAAGUGACCACACGAGGUGAAGCCCAUUUGGAGCUGAAUGCCUUCCGAAGAAAGCAUGAUUGUGCCCUGGUUAUAUCAGGUGACUCUCUAGAGGUUUGUCUGAAGUUCUACGAGUAUGAAUUCAUGGAGCUGGCCUGUCAGUGCCCCACUGUGGUUUGCUGCCGAUGUGCCCCCACUCAGAAGGCCCAGAUUGUCAGACUGCUGCAGGAGCGCACUGGCAAGCUCACCUGUGCAGUCGGGGAUGGAGGAAAUGAUGUCAGUAUGAUCCAGGAAGCAGACUGUGGAGUUGGAGUGGAAGGCAAAGAAGGAAAGCAGGCAUCCUUGGCUGCUGAUUUUUCAGUCACUGAGUUCAAACACGUGGGCAGGUUGCUGAUGGUCCAUGGGAGAAACAGCUACAAGAGAUCAGCCGCCCUCAGUCAGUUUGUGAUCCACAGGAGUCUCUGCAUCAGUACAAUGCAGGCUGUCUUUUCUUCAGUCUUCUACUUUGCCUCAAUUCCUCUGUACCAAGGUUUCCUCAUUAUAGGGUACUCCACUCUGUACACCAUGUUCCCAGUAUUCUCCCUGGUUUUAGACAAGGAUGUCAAGUCAGAGGUGGCCAUGUUGUAUCCUGAGCUCUACAAGGACCUUCUGAAGGGUCGUCCUCUUUCUUUCAAGACAUUUUUACUGUGGGUUUUAAUAAGCAUUUAUCAAGGCAGUAUUAUAAUGUACGGAGCGCUGCUCCUGUUUGAGUCGGAGUUUGUCCACAUUGUUGCCAUCUCCUUCACCUCUCUGAUCCUCACGGAGCUGCUGAUGGUGGCUCUGACCAUCCAGACCUGGCACUGGCUCAUGAUCGUGGCAGAGCUGCUCAGCCUGGCCUGCUACAUCGCCUCCCUCGUCUUCUUGCACGAAUUCAUCGAUGUCUACUUUCUCGCCACGUUGUCGUUUCUGUGGAAGGUGACUGUCAUCACUCUUGUGAGCUGUCUACCUCUUUACAUCCUGAAAUACCUGCGAAGAAGAUUCUCUCCUCCGAGCUACUCCAAGCUUACCUCAUAAACACUGACCCAGCACUGAGUACUGAUUUUACGAGAAGGUAAAGCCCAUGGUCUCGUUGGAACCGACAGUGCUAUAAUAAUCAUGCAUUGGUGAUCUUCAAAGUGUGGUUUCAGAUUUACAGUAAAUGGAAUAUGCAAACACACUAAUGUUCGGCCCUGCUGCAUCUGAAUAAUAUAUAAUAGCUAUGUGAUGUCUUGUGCCAUUUUUAUACACGCCUGUGUGCCCAAUGUGAUGCAUACAAUAAAAGCUGCUAUAUUUAUAACAACGUGAGGUUCAAGGAUAUCUGAGGCUCUAAAUACACUGCCAUGCCUCCGGUUAGCAUUCCCUUAUCACUGUUCCCAUCUCGCUGAUCUAUUAUGUUUUACUUAAGUAUAUUUCUAUUUACCUUGUAUGUUUAGAAGUCUUCGGUGGCUACCUCUCAUCAACUUGAAGCAAUAUUUCUCGCACUCUUUGCUGUGUCAGGCCUGUCUGUCAUGCAACUUGAUUUGAGGUAGCCACGGAACAUAUUUUGAAGCAUAUUUAUUAGUCACUCAAUCUAAAUAUUAAACAGAAGAACCCCCUGAUAUUAGCAUACUUCAUCUGGGUUUUGUAUAGAACCUGUUGUGGUUUAAACAUUUGCAACGCUUUGUGGUUGUCAGAGUGUGAGAUCUACACUCUCAGUGAUAUUGUAAGUGGAGUUGCUACUCAUGGGGAUUUGACUGACAACAGCUAAUAAGUGGCAAGAAAAUUGAUUUUAAAGCCUUGGUUAUCACCUAAAGAGCAGCUUGGUGUGGAGAUGAAAUAUCAUGCUCUAUUCUGUUUUUUUGUUUAGAUUCCCUUUGUGUAUCAUUUCCGUUUUCAGUCGUCGCAGCUCAGAAGUUUAAUUGUGUUUAAUUGUGGCCUCAGCAGAGCUCUCAGACAUGGCUUCUCUCUAAAUGUAACCACUAACCUGCCUUGUCAUUUGUGUGAAUCGAAACAAGAAGGAAACGACACUAAGACAGCUGGGAUAUCUCACACCCUACUAAGUUGCUCUUUAAGAGAUCUUUACAGCUGUGGCAUUCAAGUUUAUACACUGAUGCACAGUAGGUUGGUGGGUUCAGCAGUACUCUGUUUACAUACAGAACAAAUUAAACAAAUCCCUUGCCUCUCCACACUAUGAACUAUAUUGAAUGUGAUUGUUCAAGGGCCAGCAGAACCCGUUCCGCUGAAGAAUCGGUUGCUAUGUAGACAGACGGGCGUCGUGAUGUCACAGUUUAACUGAUUUUAAAACUGAAUGCUGGUGUGUUGCAUUAUGUAACAAACUUUAACACUUAACAAAGUUAUACAGUUGUCUACUUCUGUUACUUUCCGUUGCUUCCUGAAACAGACUCAUCGUUGUGCUUUUGUUUAGUUUUAAAAUAAACUUGUGUUUUGGUUGGUGAAAAUUGGAAUGUCAUGGUUUUGAAUCGGGGCAGAAGCUGCAUAGUUUUCUGUGAUUUUUCUUUAGGCAGCCUGAAGCCUUCUUUCAUGAUGUAAGCACGGUUAAACUAAAAGGUACAUAUCAUUUUAAUAUUUAUUUAUUUAUUUGUUUUGGUUUUGAUUUAUUUUAUGUUCCAUUAAUAACAAUACACUUACAAAUAAACUACUUAAAUUCAGCUUGGUGUUCAUGAAUAACUGGAAUGUACUCUUAAUGCAUAUUUAUUGUAUAAGAAUUUAGUUACUAAGUCAUUUCCAUAUAUUGUUUUUAGAUCAAAUAAAUUGCUAUCCUUUGUUUUACCUUGUAUGGAGUUUUCAAUGACAUUAAAGAGGUUCUUGAGUUCUGUAUUGAGAUUUCAUUAUUUUCUACAGUGCCUUGCUUUGACCUUACUAGAAGAAGUAUAUGCGCAUGGCCAUUGUCUUUACUUCCUGAUUCCGGAACUGUGCAACUUUGUGACCUUUUGACUCUUGGCUCCGCCUACCACAGAACAGGCGGAGCCAGGUUAUAAAGGUAGCAUUCUAGCAAAGGCAAUGGCCAAGGAACUAGGAUUCUUCAAGCAAGGUGAAAGUCGGGGAGAAACAUUUUAUAAAUCUUUUAAUACAGAGCUACACCCACCGUGCAUGUCCGUAGAGAGAAGCAAUGGGUUUGUUGUAAAAAAUACACUGUGUGCUUUGAUCAGUCUCAAAGGUCUAAACAGAAUCAACUUUGGAUCGGGACACUGUUUUGUUAGACAGCACUAGAGUAGUCUAGAGAGCACCUCCACUGUCAUCUCACUAUUAGUGCUUGAAUAUGUGGAUGGACAGUCCAUCUCAGUGCCACUUUCUACAAGUAUUUUAACAGUUUGAUUGAUUGUCACAAUAGUUUACACUGAACAGACACUCCCAUGUGUUUGUAUCAUGUUAAAAACAUGUACCAUAAACUAUUAAACUGAACUAUUAACACUGUCAAUCGCUAUUAAACUGAACUAUUAACACUGUCAGUCUUGAUCGACCGUGGUUUAUAACUUUCAGACUAUGUUUAGUAUGUGGGGUAAACUCACUAUGAAACAACCAUAGUCAGCAAUGGCACCAUAGUUUACCCUAGAUCUGAGUCUGUAACUGUUUAGUGGUCAAAGCAUGUAAGAAUUCCAAAUUUCAUGUACCGAUCAUGUAAAAUAAACGUGGUACAUUUUAAAUGCCUUCCGUGGUGAACCAAUGUCAUUGUAACUUAAGAGUGAUCCAUAAGGGGCUCCCGAGUGGCACAUCCAGUAAAAGCACUCGCUAGAGUGCAGGAUGCGCUCUAUAGCUUGGAAGUCGCGAGUUCGAGUCCAGGCUAUUCCACAGCCGACCGUGGACGGGAGCUCCCAGGGGGCAGCGCUCAAUUGGCCGAGCGUCGCCCGGGGGGAGGGAGGGUUAGGUCGGCCAGGGUGUUCUCGGCUCACCGCGCACCAGCAACCCCUGUAGUCUGACCGGGCGCCUGCGGGCUUGCCUGUAAGCUGCCCAGAGCUGCGUUGUCCUCUGAGGCGGCUGCACAGUGAGUCUGCAGAGUGUAAAGAAGCGGGCGGCUGACGGCACACGCUUCGGAGGACAGCGUGUGUUCAUCUUCGCCCCUCCCGAGUCACCGCAGGGGUGGUAGCGGUGAGCUGAGCCUAAAAAUAAUUGGGCAUUUCAAAUUGGGGAGAAAAUAAUAAAAACUAAUUGGCAAUGACUAAAUUAUUAAAAAAAAAAAAAAGUGUUAUCCAUAAAAGGGAAAUGCUUUUAGCCAAAUCCAAUCUGGUACAUUUAUUUUUCUAUUAAUGUUUUUCAUUCCGGUCUUUCCGAGCACUUGUUUUAAAACACUUUUUCUAACACUUGCUGGCUCUUAUUUUUCUGGGUAUUGCUGGUCCACUUUGACCAACACAGUGCUGUUUAAGCGAGGAGGGGGAAACAAAUCUGUUCUUGGACAAGGGGUCCCAAUUGCCUGUCCUCUAUAUGUGAAUGAAGCACAGGAAUGACACAGUACUGAGUGCCAGUGGAAACUCAGCAACCAAACAGAACAGUUUCUCAACAGAUAAAUACAAAAUAUAAACUAGCUCCAUAACAACCCCCUUUUUUAAAAGAUGCAGGACUUGGUUCAGAAAGGGGAGGCUCCCUAGAGAUGUACCAGUAAGGUAACAGCAGCACUCCUUGUCCAUAUAUUGUUCAUUGAUUGGGUGUAUGUGUUCAGAAAUGUUGUACUGAAGUCUAAAGUUCAAACACGUCUGGAUGACUGUGUUUCCUGUGAUGCCCAGUUUUUUUGUACCCCUGCUGUGAAGUGAUCAGACCAGAUGUACAUAUUCUUUUCAAAGCUUGGUUAAUUUUUCUCCUUGUGUUGAUGGAUGUUCCACACCAAACGUUUGAAGAACAAAAAAAGGGAAAGGUUGUAUUAAUGAAUAACAAUUAUAAAAUAAAUGAAGUUGUUUCUUGCAAUAUGAUCUGCCUCUUGAUUUAUUUGUUUUUGAUGCGCUGUGUAUUUUAUCAUAUGUUAUUUUUAUAUCAUUUGUAAUUAUGCACGAUAUCAAUAACUUGUCGUGUGUUCCUGGUUUUGUAACUUUCAUUGGUGCAGACUGGCAUAAAGUUCUACUCCUAUAUGCUUCAGAAGUAAUGUUAGCUACACCUACAGUAACAUUUACAGUAUCAUCUGGCAUUAUUACUAUUGUAGGUAUCUAAGAUUGACAGCAUGUAGUUAGCAUAUAUAUAGUACUGUGUAUAUCAGUUAUUUCCUAUGUAUUGUUAUAAUUGCUGAAUUAAUAAAGGAGAGCACACGUUGUAAAACCUGUGUCUUACCUCUCAUCAAUAUUA
This is a messenger RNA of Acipenser ruthenus (sterlet), 7522 nucleotides long. Its product is annotated as probable phospholipid-transporting ATPase IIA. Gene Ontology annotation, biological process: endocytosis; retrograde vesicle-mediated transport, Golgi to endoplasmic reticulum; phospholipid translocation. Lineage: Eukaryota; Metazoa; Chordata; Actinopteri; Acipenseriformes; Acipenseridae. The transcript has 28 exons. Gene Ontology annotation, molecular function: magnesium ion binding; ATP hydrolysis activity; ATP binding. The record is from RefSeq and is a predicted model, not a curated record. The coding region runs from base 149 to 3289 and encodes 1046 amino acids. Gene Ontology annotation, cellular component: endosome; trans-Golgi network; plasma membrane.